UCACACUUCUGUAACUCUUACUAUGGGAGAGGAAAAGGCAGCCUGAGGAGCUACACAUGGUCUCUGCUUCCACACGUCCUAGCACCAGGACAUGAAGAUGAAUGAUGAGCCAAGGCUAUGACUUGCUAGUCUUUCCACGCUUCAUCUGCUACAACUUCCGGCUUCGACAUGGAAAUUCUUUGCGAAGACAAUACUUCCCUGAGCUCAAUUCCAAACUCUUUAAUGCAAUUAGAUGGUGACUCCAGGCUCUACCAUAGCGACUUCAACUCCAGAAUUGCUAACAGCUCUGAUGCAUCAAACUGGACAAUUGAUGCCGAAAACCGGACCAACCUUUCCUGCGAAGGGUACCUCCCACCAACAUGCCUGUCCAUUCUUCAUCUCCAGGAAAAAAACUGGUCUGCUUUAUUGACGGCUGUAGUGAUUAUCCUAACCAUUGCUGGAAACAUACUGGUCAUCAUGGCAGUGUCCCUAGAGAAAAAGCUACAGAAUGCCACCAACUAUUUCCUGAUGUCACUCGCCAUUGCUGAUAUGCUGCUGGGUUUCCUUGUCAUGCCUGUGUCCAUGUUAACCAUCUUGUAUGGGUACCGAUGGCCUUUGCCCAGCAAGCUCUGUGCAGUCUGGAUCUACCUGGAUGUCCUCUUCUCUACGGCUUCUAUCAUGCACCUCUGUGCCAUCUCACUGGACCGCUAUGUCGCCAUCCAGAACCCCAUCCACCAUAGCCGCUUCAACUCCAGAACCAAAGCCUUCCUGAAAAUCAUCGCUGUAUGGACCAUAUCCGUAGGUAUAUCCAUGCCGAUCCCAGUCUUUGGAUUGCAGGAUGACUCGAAGGUCUUUAAGGAGGGGAGCUGCCUGCUCGCCGAUGACAACUUUGUCCUCAUAGGUUCUUUUGUGUCAUUUUUCAUCCCCUUAACCAUCAUGGUAAUCACCUACUUCCUCACUAUCAAGUCACUUCAGAAAGAAGCCACCUUGUGUGUGAGUGACCUCAGCACUCGGGCCAAAUUAGCCUCCUUCAGCUUCCUCCCUCAGAGUUCUCUGUCGUCGGAAAAGCUCUUCCAGCGGUCCAUCCACAGGGAGUCAGGCUCCUACACGGGCAGGAGGACGAUGCAGUCCAUCAGUAAUGAGCAAAAAGCGUGCAAGGUGCUGGGCAUCGUGUUCUUUCUGUUUGUCGUAAUGUGGUGUCCAUUCUUCAUCACCAACAUCAUGGCCGUCAUCUGCAAAGAGUCCUGCAAUGAAGAUGUCAUUGGAGCCCUACUCAAUGUGUUUGUCUGGAUUGGUUACCUCUCCUCAGCUGUCAAUCCACUGGUCUAUACACUAUUCAACAAGACUUACAGGUCUGCCUUCUCCCGGUACAUUCAGUGUCAGUACAAGGAAAACAGGAAGCCACUGCAGUUAAUUCUAGUGAACACUAUACCGGCAUUGGCCUACAAGUCUAGUCAGCUGCAGGUGGGACAAAAUAAGACCUCAACAGAAGAUGCUGAGCCAACAGGUAAUGACUGUUCUAUGGUUACACUAGGAAAAGAACACUCAGAAGAGACUUGUACAGACAAUGUCAACACCGUGAACGAAAAGGUUAGCUGUGUGUGAGGGAUUGGUUGCUGUGACAACCUCACUUGGCCAAGGUUUUAGCCCUUGUGUGUGGGGGCAGGGAUAAAGAGGCUGGGACAAAUCAGGCUACUCCAGUGACUCAACAGUAUCUAUAUGCCUCAUUGCACUCUGUAUGAAGAGCAGUGUGUCACAGAAUGUGCACUUGGGCAAUGUCCUAACAGCAUUUAAGCUGAGUGUUAUGGUCUUGUCCUUGUCCUUUUAACUUUGUCAGUGAGAUC
Messenger RNA from Phodopus roborovskii (desert hamster), 1823 nucleotides. RefSeq names its product 5-hydroxytryptamine receptor 2A (gene Htr2a). Gene Ontology annotation, cellular component: dendrite; plasma membrane. The coding region runs from base 169 to 1584 and encodes 471 amino acids. Gene Ontology annotation, molecular function: G protein-coupled serotonin receptor activity; neurotransmitter receptor activity. Lineage: Eukaryota; Metazoa; Chordata; Mammalia; Rodentia; Cricetidae. The record is from RefSeq and is a predicted model, not a curated record. The transcript has 3 exons. Gene Ontology annotation, biological process: G protein-coupled receptor signaling pathway, coupled to cyclic nucleotide second messenger; chemical synaptic transmission.